Plodia interpunctella (Indianmeal moth) is the source of this 775-nucleotide messenger RNA. Its product is annotated as larval/pupal rigid cuticle protein 66-like. The coding region runs from base 65 to 622 and encodes 185 amino acids. Gene Ontology annotation, cellular component: extracellular matrix. NCBI's taxonomy places the organism in Eukaryota, Metazoa, Arthropoda, Insecta, Lepidoptera, Pyralidae. The record is from RefSeq and is a predicted model, not a curated record. The transcript is spliced from 2 exons.
ACACAUAUAUAUAGCCUGGUAACAUACACAUCGUACAUCACUUGUGCACCAACCAGCAAACAUAAUGUUCUCUAAGCUCGCAAUCCUAGCUCUCGUUGCCGUAGCAGUCAGCGCAAGCGGCGACAACUACAGCUUCUCCUACGGGGUUAAUGACCCCUACACCGGCGACGUCAAAGACCAACACGAAAGAAGAGUAGGAGGGCACGUGGUAGGACAAUACUCCCUAUUGGAGUCCGACGGCACGAAGAGGACAGUUGAUUAUGCUGCAGACCCAGUCAGUGGAUUCAAUGCUGUCGUGAGGAAAGAUGGAGUGGCUGCUCAUCCGGCUUCUCUGGGGGUCAGGGGUUUGGGUUAUGGAGCUGGAUUAGGCUAUGCUGGUUUGGGUUACGGAGCUGGGUUGGCUCAUGCUAGUCCGUUAGGGUAUGGUGGAGCCGUCAGCUAUGCUAACUCGAAUUCUUACGUCAGUCCCCGUGGAGCAUAUGGUGGUUUGGGCUAUGCUGGUCUUGGAUAUGGAGCAGGACUUGUCGGGCUAGCUGGCGCUGGCGCCCUGGGAUACGGCGGCCUGGGAUUGGCCGGCUAUGGCGGUCUAAGUUACGGCGCUGGACUGGGUGGCGUGUGGUAAAGAACAAAUUAAUAAAGGUGUGACCUCAAGCUGAUCAUUACGAAUUUGGACCUUACGUGACAUGCUUUUGUAUUCGUUUUAGUUUGUUUUUCGUUUAAUUUUAUAUUCUGCUUUAUUAUUAUUUUGUUUUUAUUUGUAAAAAAUAUAUUCAUU